Messenger RNA from Metarhizium acridum CQMa 102, 582 nucleotides. The record is from RefSeq and is a predicted model, not a curated record. Lineage: Eukaryota; Fungi; Ascomycota; Sordariomycetes; Hypocreales; Clavicipitaceae.
AUGGAAACCGCAGGCUUGUAUGCCACAAAAGCUCAUGUGGGGCUGAACUCUCGCCAGUUUAGGGAGAUAUUCUUUGCAACCCAAUGGGAAUUCGCCAUUGAAAAACAUAAGCGUUCCUUGGAUCAAGAUGACCGACAAACAGUCGAGAGCUUCCGAUCGUGGAAUGACGUACGGGCGCAUGUUCUCAAAUAUGCUCCACGUCCCAUCUCACUCAUUCAUCCAGCUUUGGAGCACUUGAACGUAUUCGCGAACAUCUUUGCGGCUAAACUGGUAGCCUCGCUGGACUUGGCCUUUUUCUUGUCUCCCUCAGAGACUGAGGAACCGGAAACUUUGGCAAAAGUCCUUCGCAUGAUUAAACAACUGGUCUACCAAGCCGAAGCAUUCAAUGGCUUGUGCAGCUCUGAUGCUGAAAUGGACAAUUCAAUCAAAGAAGCCUGCUUUGAUAUGCAGGUCUUGUAUCUCGACUUCCUCAUUGCCUCAAUUGAAUACAUUCAUGGAGCCGGCGAGGCUCGACAUUUCAUUGAUUCGGCUCUACAAGGUGGCGGAAGCCCCUUACAGCUGAUCGAGCAUUUCUAUACGUGA